AUGCUGACCGGUCUAAUUCGCUUCCCAACAGAUGUGUUGAUCUCCAUCUUUCGUCAUUGUGAACUAUCCGACCUCCAUGUCUUUCGCAAUGCUCUUUCUUUCAAUCACCGUGUGACCACGGCAAUUGAUACGGUACUCUACAAUUACAUUUUCCUUGUCACGUCAAGCACUCUUGGCGAGAACUCCCAAUGGGCCGAUGAAUGUUUGGAAUCCCAAAGCUGUAUCAUCAACAAUAUCACCUUUAAGACUUCUAGCUAUUCUGGGGCCCAUAAGUUCUUUGGUCUUGUUUUGCUCGAUCAAUUGCCUCUCUUAAAUGGUUAUGAGAAAUAUAUACAGCACUUAACGGUUUGCUGUUUAGAUCUUUCCAGUUUAAACCUUUUUGGACGGGCUCACACUGAGGCUUUGUGUCUUGGGGAACUCAUUGCCAAUAAUGGAAAUCCCCCAAAAUUGGACAAUGGUUCUUGUGGUAUGAAAAAUCAACAAAUUCCAAUUGCUAUUAAUCCUACUUCUCUAAGGUCUCUGCCUACCCUAGAUACUUCUUUAUCGGCAUAUUCCCAUUCGGUGUAUCAAGUUGGGCCCAACUGUCCUGAAUCGCUAAAGUCAAUGCAAAAAUUCAUUGAUUCUCUUGUGAGGAUACGCAAAAUAGAUAUUCGGUGCCCGUGCCUUCGGUCGCUUGUGAAAAACAUCAUCAAAUCGAAACACAAGAUCGCUAAUGAAAGCUCAGAAUUUGUGGCUCCAACAUAUACUAUCAUUUUGCAGUCUGAUGUGAAGAAAGAAGAAGCGAUGGGGGUAAUUUAA
Saccharomycopsis crataegensis is the source of this 798-nucleotide messenger RNA. RefSeq lists its product as uncharacterized. The coding region runs from base 1 to 798 and encodes 265 amino acids. The transcript has a single exon. NCBI's taxonomy places the organism in Eukaryota, Fungi, Ascomycota, Saccharomycetes, Ascoideales, Saccharomycopsidaceae. The record is from RefSeq and is a predicted model, not a curated record.